Alternaria rosae is the source of this 1100-nucleotide messenger RNA. RefSeq names its product EthD domain-containing protein. The coding region runs from base 293 to 781 and encodes 162 amino acids. The record is from RefSeq and is a predicted model, not a curated record. NCBI's taxonomy places the organism in Eukaryota, Fungi, Ascomycota, Dothideomycetes, Pleosporales, Pleosporaceae. The transcript has a single exon. Gene Ontology annotation, molecular function: oxidoreductase activity.
AGAAAGUAUGGCGAGCCCAUGUCGUUUACCGGCGCCGGGUCCGUAGUCUCGCCCUAGAGCACGAGUAGCUGUGUGCAUCAAUAACGGAGGCUUUAGGCGCGCUCGGUGCCAGCAUGAUGUCUUCGCAUGGAGUGUGGCUGAUAAACUACAAAAGCCUGCCGUUCCUCUGUCUCUAGACGCUCUGGAAGCCACGCCGCUGUCAAAACCCUACUACUGUCCUUACCACCCACGCUACCCGUAUUGUCGCAGUCAAGAGCCUCCCUGCCCUCUGACUCGCUUCCCACCCUCCAACAUGACGUACACCAUCGUCCUCUUCAUCACGCGCAACCACGACCUUACCUCGGAAGAGUUCAGAGAUCACUAUGAGCACACGCACGUUCCCCUGGCCCAUUCGCUGCUCGCCUCCUGCUGGCCGAUCGAUUUCAAACGUCGCUAUCUCGCGCGGAUAUCGCGGAAAGGGUUCGGAGGACCGGCAAACCCCGACCGACCGCCUCUAAUGCUAAGGGGCGAGAUGAACGAGCUGGACUGUGACUGCAUUGCAGAAAUGACGUUUGACAGCGAAGCCCGCUUCCAAGAAUUCUACCGAAAGAUCUACGCCCCGGAGAAUGCAGCCAAACUAGCAAGAGACGAAGAAAAGUUCCUGGAAAAAGGAAAAACGAGGGUCAUUGUCGUUGGCGAGACCUGGAGUACGGACGAACACGGCGUCUCGACAAGGGAAAUAGGCUACGUUCGCAAGGACGAGAGGUCCGACAGCGAAACCAGUGGUAGCGGCCAGAGUUGAAUCAAGAGACGGAUGCACACAUGCGACCCGGAAAUACCAGUCGACGCCCAGCAUGCGAUGGAGUCGAGGUAUUUGCGUUAGGCGCAGGACCAUAGUCGUGCUUCCGACCAUAAUGAUCGGCGUUCAAUAGUUUGGGAGAGGGGCUGGCGCUGCGCGCUACUAGGAACCCGUUCGCGCUGCGGGUAGGAGUUCACCGGUUUGCUUCCUCAAGCUUUUGUCAGAUACCAUGUCUUGCGACUUUGUGGCGCAUUUGGACGAGCUCGAUGUUGGUCGAGAGUAAAUUGGAUUAAUCAAAAUGAAGACAUAUUUCAUUCGUUUU